Messenger RNA from Mus caroli (Ryukyu mouse), 7509 nucleotides. Lineage: Eukaryota; Metazoa; Chordata; Mammalia; Rodentia; Muridae. The record is from RefSeq and is a predicted model, not a curated record.
UUUAAGGCUCGCACACGCGGGUCUGCGGAGAUACUUUUGGGGCCUCGCAGCUUACGAUCGCUGCUUGGGUCACUCGGUCCUCUUUUUCUCUAUUCCUCUACCACCCACGGGGGCUGCGCUCUCGCCGGGUCUCUGUAUUUCCUUUUCUUUUUGGCCUUGAACUGAUCCAGGUGGGAGACAGGUCGGCGGGUGGAAAAAGGUAGAUAGACAGGCAGACUCAACAGGUCGGAGCAGGGAGAGGGACUCUCGGACCCUGCGCCUCCGCGCGGGGGACCCCUAAGGAGGUGUCGGAUUGGGGGGGGGGUCAGGAGAGCUGCCCUGGUGGGUUUCAUUUCAGUUGUGACCCCAACACCCCCGGCGCCACACAGUCCCCGGCCGGAGGGUGCUUUUCACUCCUAGCUGGAAGGGGAGAAGGAAUCUGGAGGACGGUCGGUCCACGCCUGCUGAUCCGGACGCCGAGCCACGCGCAGGUCCAUCUCCAAGCCCCGGCUACGACUCUACCAACUAGUUGUGCAGCCGCAGGGACUGAACUUUGGAGGAACCGACCCUUCCUCUCAUUCUAAGAUUACUGGAGGAGAUAGAAGGUGGAAGGCUUAGCGGAGGCCAGCGACCCCGCCACAAUGUUGGUGAAGAAGCUUGCAGGGAAAGGAGGGGGGCGAGAGUCUGGAUCAGAAGAUCCGCGCCCCUUGGGACAGCGUUGUGCCGGCACCAUGCCCUCGUGUACGGCCCUGGCGACCCUCUUGUCAGUGGUUGCUGUGGCUUUUUGUUUUUAUCUUGGGGUGAAAACCAACGACCUCCAGGCGAGGAUUGCUGCUCUUGAAUCUGCUAAAGGGACCCCUUCCUUCCAUCCGCUGUCUGACACCAUGGAUGAGCUGAAGGCAAUGGUUCAGGAGAAAGUGGAGCGUCUCUUGGCUCAGAAAUCCUACGAACAUAUGGCUAAAAUAAGAACGGCCAGGGAGGCACCUUCAGAGUGCAACUGCCCAGCAGGUCCUCCAGGGAAACGAGGGAAGAGAGGCCGACGAGGAGAAUCUGGUCCUCCUGGUCAGCCUGGUCCUCAGGGCCCUCCUGGUCCAAAAGGUGAUAAGGGAGAACAAGGUGAUCAGGGACCUCGGGGCCUGCCAGGCUUCCCCACAGUUGCUGCCCUCCACAGCAAUCAGAUCCUCACUGUCAAGGGUGACCAAGGACAGGCAGGGCCUCCAGGACCCCCAGGCCCUCCUGGUCCAAGAGGCCCACCUGGGGACACAGGAAAGGAUGGCCCCCGAGGAAUGCCAGGAGUACCUGGUGAACCAGGAAAACCAGGAGAACAAGGCUUGACGGGACCUCUGGGGCCUCCAGGACAAAAGGGUUCCAUUGGAGCACCUGGGACCCCAGGCAUGGAUGGGCAAAAGGGUGAGCCUGGAUCACCUGGAGCAGCCGGGCAGAGUGGACUACCAGGACCUAAGGGAGAACCUGGAAGAGAAGGAGAAAAGGGAGAUGCUGGAGAAAAUGGUCCCAAAGGUGAUACAGGAGAAAAGGGUGACCCUGGAUCAUCUGCUGCAGGAAUUAAGGGGGAACCUGGAGAAUCUGGCCGUCCGGGGCAGAAGGGUGAACCAGGGCUGCCUGGGCUGCCUGGACUUCCGGGGAUAAAGGGAGAACCAGGCUUCAUUGGUCCUCAAGGAGAGCCAGGGUUACCAGGGCUACCAGGAACAAAAGGUGAUCGUGGGGAGGCGGGGCCUCCUGGAAGAGGUGAACGAGGAGAUCCUGGAGCCCCAGGGCCAAAGGGGAAACAAGGUGAAUCAGGAGCUAGAGGCCCGAAGGGGUCAAAGGGUGAUCGUGGAGACAAAGGAGAUUCUGGCGCUCUGGGGCCACGGGGUCCACCUGGACAAAAGGGAGACCCAGGAGCCACAGAGAUCAUAGACUACAAUGGCAACCUCCACGAGGCCUUACAGAGGAUUACCACCUUAACUGUCACGGGCCCCCCUGGACCUCCUGGACCUCAAGGACUACAAGGGCCAAAGGGUGAGCAAGGCUCUCCAGGAAUCCCCGGAGUUGAUGGAGAACAGGGACUCAAAGGUUCCAAGGGAGACAUGGGGGACCCAGGUGUGCCAGGUGAAAAAGGAGGACUGGGACUUCCUGGAUUGCCGGGUGCCAAUGGAGUAAAAGGAGAGAAAGGAGACUCCGGUUUGCCAGGUCCUCAGGGGCCUUCUAUCAUAGGCCCACCAGGCCCUCCAGGUCCCCAUGGCCCACCUGGUCCCAUGGGGCCCCAUGGACUUCCUGGACCAAAGGGUGAACCAGGGUUAAAUGGUGUUAAAGGAUUGAAGGGUGAACCAGGUCAAAAGGGUGACAGAGGACCCCUUGGUCUUCCAGGGGCAUCUGGCUUAGACGGAAAGCCAGGAUCCCGGGGUGCAGAUGGUCCUAUAGGACCCCACGGCCCUGCAGGACCCAAAGGAGAAAGAGGAGAGAAAGGAGCUGUGGGAGAGCCUGGACCCAGAGGGCCCUAUGGGCUGCCUGGCAAAGAUGGAGAACCUGGUCUUGAUGGCUUCCCUGGUCCUCGAGGCGAGAAGGGUGACCUGGGAGAAAAGGGAGAAAAGGGGGAAAAGGGAAAGAAAGGCAAAAGGGGGCCUAAAGGGGAGAAAGGAGAACAGGGCGCUCCUGGAUUAGAUGCACCUUGCCCGUUGGGACCUGAUGGGUUACCUAUGCCUGGCUGCUGGCAAAAGUGACGAAUCUAACCUUCCGAGCAUGAAGUUGUGUAUAUAAUGGUCCACCUUUUAUAUUUAUAGUUGAAAAACUGCAGUGCAGAUUUUGCAAGUGUGAGAUCUGCCCACCCGACACACGGCUUCUCCCUGUCCACAGUAGCACCCUUAUCUAUCUUUCCUCACGUCUGAAGCUAGGCAGUUCACAGAAGUGAGGAACCCGCAGGAAGUAUAGCGUCUCUAUUUUAUGUGAACAUAUGUAUGUGUUUAUACAGACACCAGUGAUAGAGAUCAGUUGAUUGCUUUUGCUGUCUUCUUAUUUGGGGCUUGUUAAUUGCAUGGACAAAAAGUGCCAUGAAAUAGUUUACAUGAAAUUGUGACCAAAUAUGGACUCAAAAGCUAUGAAUACGCGGCACACAUUCCCCGGUAGCAUUCAUUCAUGCCUACACCACCUACUGAAACUGACUAAAACCAGCAUGAGCGUGUGCCAAACCUGCUUGUGCAAAUGCGAUGCUUGCUUGCAUGCUGCCUAGUGAGGUCUCGGCCUACAUCUGAGCUCCUAUUCCUUUUGUCAUCUCAAGGGGGUUACACCGUGGCUUAUAGCCAAAAAGAGAUAAGUUGACGGAGAGCGUGCACACACACAGUUGGUCUUAUAUUUUGAGGGAGUUGCAGUCCCGACUGCAGAUCCACACAGUUCCUGAUCUUGUGCGCUCAUGUGACCACCUUGGUUGAAAUACCAAAGGGUUAGGCUGAUGGCUGCCUCUAGUUUUCCUCGGGCGUCGAUUGGUGGUGAAGAUGCGGGACGAGGACCGGUUCAGCACUCCUGCACUGUCUUCCACGUGACCAAGUUGGAAGGAGGUUUACAAAUGCUAACACCCAGAAAGGCAGAAAUUGGAUUAUUUUUACGUGAUCUGAUCUGACUCCCCACGGGAGAAUGUCAGGGGUAUGCAGCAGUGUUUUGGAGACAGCAGAGCCUUGGAAUGAAAGCCCCUGUCAGUGCAGAUUGAAAGGUGUGGACAUCCUAUCAGAGCUCAGGUUGCUGAAGAGAGACUGUGUCCCAAGAUGGGACCGGACAGAAUAAGCUGUGCUACAAAGCAGACUUUAACCAAAGGUCGUCGGAAAGUGUCCCUUGCUUCCUUCCUGGGUUGAUCCAUACCAAAUGUUUUUCUACAAGUUCGAGAAGCAAAAUGCAGUUUCCAUUUUUUCUCAUACUUUUUAUUUUCUUAGUCCAGGAACAGAAUUUGCUUCAGUUUGGGUCUCAUAGGUUUUUAAACAAUAGUUUUAGAAAAGCUUUCAGAUCAUAAUUUGAAUCCAACAGUAAAAAUAACCUCUUCACAUCUCUUUUUGUUGUUUGUUUGUUUAAUUGAAGAAAUUAUAGGGAGACUCUAUUUUUGACUUAACCAUUGUAAAGAAUGAAGGUUAAGGAUUUUUUUCACUACUUUUUGAUUUAUAUUGACAAAUGUGCCUGUCAGUUAUUGUAAAGUCAAAUUUUUAUCACAUUUUGGUAGCAUGAACUUGCUUCUUCUAAACUUCUCUUUUUGUAUAUUGAAGUUUAUUUCUCACUUUUGUUUUUACAUUUCUAAGUGUUUGUCUUAUGCACAGACCAAAUCUGAGAUCUCAGAAAGCUCUGAUACACAGUUGCCGUAAGAUGAGUCUCGUUUUGACUGACUUGCUCAAAACUCACCUACAUAGUCUUAGCCUGGACAUUGCUUUGCGCGGUGGAGACUUUGCGACAUGUUUUGAAAGAACUUAUUCUAUGUGGAAGGGUUGCUUCAAAGGAGCGCCAUCAUUGGGAACAGUCACUCUGGCAGCCCUUUAGAGAACGUCAUUUCCCUCGGUGAUUAAAUGCCGUUUUUAUGGGAAUGUUUCAAGUUCUGUGCUUGGAUCUUUAGCACCAGAGGGGAAAUUAGUUCAUGCUUAGGAGAACAGCAAUGAAGAUACAGUUUCAAGACAUAUCUCAAGAUGCCGUUCAUAUUGUAUAACCAAAUGCUUGAUCAUGCAAAAUGGUGUCAUCUUUUUAUUUCUUUAUGUCAUUUCUGAGAUUAGAAUUUACUAUUUCUGAUAACAUUCCACAGCCCGAAGCUAAUUUAGCAUUUUUUAAGCAUUUUUUUUUUAAAUGGAGAGUAUUUUCUAACAAUUUCUUGUAUGGUGUAGUUAGGGUAAAGUAUUUCUCAAUAUAUAAAACAAUUCGUCUUAAGUCAUUUGGGGGACAAAAGUGAGCCCAAGACUACACAUUAUCUUCAGAAAACUGGAGCAACUAUCGAAUCUUGAGGCCAUCUGGUGACUGUGUCUCCUCUUAUCUUCCUCUCUGUUUCUCCACUAGAAAGAGGUAUUGAGAGAGAUUGUUAUUUAAAAGUUAAACAGAUUCAGAUGAGACUAACUCAACAACAAAAGAAGUGUUAAAGCACUGGACAUACCCCUGUAAAGAUGCCACAUAGACUGUGUGUGCAGUGGGGGUCUGGUUUGUAAGACACAUGUAAAGUUCCAUUUCAUGGACUUCCUUGGAACAGACAAAUGGAAUGAUGUUAGUCCUCUGUGCUCACCAAGCGUUAGCCUUAAACUUCGGGCUAUUAAGACAUCGUUAAACAUCCAUUUUGUCAUCAAACUGAAUAAUUUCCAAAUGAAUCAAUAAUAAAUCAUCAUUGCUGGUACAUAGGUUGAUUGAUAGGUAGCAUUCUUCCUUAUAAAGACUUCUUCAGGAGAAUUAAGGGAAAAUACUUAUGAAGCACCCAUUGGAAACAGGUCAAGGCCAGGUUUUUUUCAGAGACAGCCAAUCUCUCUAAAGGAUGCUAUUGUUAUGUUUCCAUUUACAGUGUUUUCCAUUUGUGUUGUUGGUGCUAAUAGAUCGUCUUCCUUUUUAUCUUUAUGGACCGUGGGCUUCUAUUGUGGGUAAUUUCAUUUCUCUGUUUAAUGGCAUUCCUAAGCUGUUAGUGCACAGUUCCGCUUUGGGAGUUCAUGAAUUUGUUGUAGUUCAUAGGCCAGCCUUUCCUAAUGUAAAGCAGCCUUCCGCAGGGGCUCCCCUUACUCUGUGGCAGCCUUCCGCGGGGCUCCCCGUCCUCUGUGCUCAUUUUAUACACCACAUGCCUUUAUCAGUUUGCAUUGCCUCCUCUUUUGAGUCACUCGCCUUUCAGCUUCCAUAGCCAGUGUUAGAGAAGUUUGCUCUGACUCGUAGGGCACCUGGGAAAUGGCUGUCCUUCUCCAUCAUUAAAUGCAGCCUUGGAGGAGUUUUCCUUAUCCCGUUAUUUUGUGGAGAACAUUGGAAUGCCGCUCCUUCCUACCAGUAGAAAGUUCCUGGUUUUGUAUUUACACUCUGUGCUGCAUCUGAUGUGUUCAUGGGGCAGUUCACAUAUAUUACAUGGACUUUGUGUGUAUAUAUCUGCUAGCUUGAGAAAAUAGUCAGAUCACCAUUCUGUACCUUGGGGAAGUUGUCCUUGAUCUCUUACAGUUUUGGUACUUAAGGAAAUGUGCCUAAAGUAUUUCCAAGGAUGCUUUUAAAUAGUGCUAGUGAAGCACUAAGAAAUAACAGUUUUAAUCCGCCCCCACUCCACUGUAUCUGUCUUCUGGCAAUUCAGUUUCUUCUCAUACUCGGUCAAGAGAAACUUGGAUGCUGACAUUUGAAACCCUGAUUUUCUUCCUUUCUUGAUAUUCACAUUAUUUAAUGCUACCAAGACAAAGAAUUUAAUAACUUUUACCCCUCAAAAAAAGUUUUGCUAUAAGGUUCAAAGGAGCCUUAUCAUUCCAGAUAUGCUGAGAAUGGUCAGAUCUGAUGCUGGUGACUGACAGAUCUGAGCAGUUAUAAUUCUGCCAAACUGUGAUAGGCUGUACAGGUCUUCUGUCCCUCCUUCUGUUUUCCUAACAUAUUUUCUCUUCCAUCAUCUUCUUUUUGCUCCACAUUAUAUACCAGAGACACUCCUCCCACUUAGAUUGCUGGUGAAUUUAUUUAGUCUUUUUCUUACUUUUAUACUAAUAAACAUUUGAAUGGCUUUUUUUUCUUUCCACUAAAAUGUAUGAACUGCCUCCUCUGCUUACUGGCAGAGUGAUUUGGAGACAGGAGGAUGGACCUCAUUGUGCUUGAUUUCUUGACAAGAAAAAAAUACCAACGUUUUCAAAAUGAGUUGAUAUUCUGACCCAUUUCGGAAAUACUAAUGAGUCAGAUUCGAAAAGGAAUGUCUCCCACAUUGCUGACAUCUGGGUGGAUAGUCCUUACAGUGUUGUAAAUGUUUCAUUGAGCUGGACAUUUUUUAAAAGAUGUAUGUAUCUGAUUUAUCUUUUGGAAAUAUUAUAUUUUUAUUUGUAUUUUUUACAUUUUAAAGUUCAUCUCUAUGUGCAGCUAUUUUUAUAUUGCCAAAAAUUCAACAUAAAUACAUAGUAAGAGGGAAAUGGGGGGACAAGUGGCAAGUGUAACCUUGUGUGGGUUUUUUUGUUAAUGUUUUAUGGGCCAGUCUCAUGUACUUGGUUAUUCUAAGAAUACGUUGUAUCUUUCCACUGUACAUAUGGCAAAACCUGGUCAUCUCGGUAGUGUAAAUAUUUAAAAGAUUGAUUUUCCCCGUUGGAUUUCUUAUUUCAAUUGUAAUUUUUCUGACUGUCAUCGCUGAGUCAACGGCCUGCGAGGGUUUUGAUUUGCAGGCUCAAGGUGAUUGCUUUGUGUUUGCUUUCUAAUUUGUUUUUUUAAUUACUUUCCAAACUUGUUUUCAGGGUUCCUAGUUUGUGAGAAGUUGACCUUCGGAGUUAUUUUUACACUAUUUAUGACUUAUUUUCAUAAUGUAAAAAGUGUGUAAUUAUUAUAACAUUCACCCAAACAAUGAUAAUGAGUUGUAUCGUUAUAAAGUUUUAAUGA